AUGGAACCCGUCAUCGAACUAGACGAGCAACGCUUAGCCGUGAUGAAAAACUUGUCUCUUCCUCUGAUGGUCAUGACAGGCGACCAGAACGAUUAUGCAUCGCUUGAUAUUCUUACUGCACUGGCAAAAGCAGAACUGUCGCAAAAUUUUUUUGUAGGGGUCAUGUGGGAUCCGUCGUUUCCUAAUAUCCACCAUAAGACUACCCCCUCUGUCACAGUCUUCAAUUCUCUGGACGAAACCACACCCAGAUACGGUGGUCGUUUUGAUCGAGAAGGUCUUUUAGGUUUUGCCAGCCUAGUCUCCCAACCGCUUGUCAGACAAUUCGACAUGUCAUCAUUAGUGAGCUUCAUGAAGUCCGGAUUGCCUAUUGGGAUGGUUUAUUCUACUAAAGAAGAUGAACGCAAGGCGCUUGCCGACGUCCUCUCAGUUGUGGCAAUGAAACACAGAGAAGAUAUUAAUUUUGCUACCGUCGAUGCCACCAAAAGCGAAUUUUUUCUUGAGCCCUUGGGCUUGCAGGUCGAUCAGCUUCCAGCUUUCGUUAUUCAGACCGACGAUCGUGUUUUCAAAUUCAGUCCAGAUAUGACAAUCACACCAGAAGCGAUUGAGGAUUUCAUUCAAAGGACGCUUUACUCGCAGACAACUCCCAUAGCUGCACAAAAAUAA
Molecule: messenger RNA, 663 nt
Organism: Talaromyces atroroseus
Lineage: Eukaryota; Fungi; Ascomycota; Eurotiomycetes; Eurotiales; Trichocomaceae
Exons: 2
Coding region: 1-663 (220 amino acids)
Source: RefSeq, a predicted model, not a curated record